AUGCACGUACCCAGCAUCUCCAGUGGUCCAGUGACUGUACACAAUGCUAUUUCUGUUCGGCGUUCUUCCAGCAUUUCGCGAGCGAGACGUCCCGCGCGAGUAAUGAUAGCCGGACCGAAGCCUGUCCGUGUCGCCGAUUGAUAAACGCGCUUCGAAGAAGAGGAGAUCGAACGCAUCGCGGCAGAUUAUGAUAUGCAAGAAGGGCACGGGAUAAACGUCAUACCGUAGAAAACGCGUAACGAGGAACCUGAAGAAGCUGAAGCGCAAGAUGCUUUCGAUGAUCCCGGUUUAAUCACACGUUUGCAAAGCAAAAUGAUAUCCCCUUUAAUCAUCCUGAUCCUUUCGGUGGGGAUCUGCUACAGUAACCCAGACGCUAAGAGACUUUACGAUGAUCUGCUCUCAAAUUACAAUCGGCUGAUCCGACCUGUAUCCAAUAAUACCGACACCGUUAUUGUGAAGCUGGGACUCCGUCUCUCGCAGCUCAUUGAUCUCAAUUUAAAAGAUCAAAUCCUAACGACGAACGUCUGGCUAGAACACGAAUGGCAGGACCAUAAGUUCCAGUGGGAUCCUUUGGAAUACGGAGGUGUCACUGAACUCUACGUGCCUAGCGAGCACAUAUGGCUGCCCGAUAUCGUGCUUUAUAACAACGCGGACGGGGAAUACGGCGUGACGACGAUGACCAAGGCUAUUCUGCAUUAUACCGGCAAGGUUCUUUGGACACCACCGGCAAUUUUUAAAUCCUCCUGCGAGAUAGACGUCAGAUACUUUCCCUUCGAUCAGCAAACUUGUUUCAUGAAAUUCGGCUCGUGGACGUACGACGGCUUCCAAAUCGAUCUAAAACACAUCAAUCAAAAUGUGGGCGACAAAGUCGAAGUAGGCAUCGACCUGCGAGAAUAUUAUCCUAGCGUAGAAUGGGACAUACUGGGGGUUCCGGCGGAACGUCACAAGAAAUACUAUCCAUGCUGUCACGAACCGUAUCCCGACAUAUUCUUCAACAUAACUCUGCGUCGAAAAACCUUGUUCUACACGGUGAAUCUCAUAGUACCAUGCGUUAGCAUCUCUUACUUGUCGGUGCUGGCCUUCUACCUGCCAGCUGAUUCCGGAGAGAAGAUCGCGCUGUGCAUCAACAUCCUGCUUUCCCAAACCAUGUUUUUCCUGCUGAUAUCUGAGAUUAUACCAUCCACGUCAUUAGCGCUACCGUUGCUCGGCAAAUAUCUGCUCUUCACGAUGAUCUUAGUCGGACUGUCAGUCGUGAUAACGAUUAUUAUACUGAACGUGCACUACCGCAAACCGAGCACUCAUAAAAUGGCACCUUGGGUGAGGAAAAUCUUCAUCAGGAGAUUACCGAAACUGCUCCUGAUGAGAGUGCCCGAUGAUCUUCUCAAUGAUCUCGCCGCGCACAAGAUACACGGACGAGGAAGAUCGGGAAAGAAGAGCAAAUUCAAUGCUGCCAUUACAGCAGCAGCGCAAUCAUCAUCGAUAAUAUCUUCGCCGGAUUCUGCCCGCCAUCAGAGAAUCGACGGUUGCAAUGGUUUACACAGGACGACUGUUCACAAUCGAUUUCUAGUCGGCAGUUUAGAAUAUAAUGGGCUUCCAACAGUUAUGUCCGAUCUGGAUGAGUCAUUGAGCGAUGUAACGCCAAGGAAGAAGUAUCCUUUUGAGUUGCAAAAGGCUUUACACAACGUAAUGUUUAUCCAACAUCACAUACAACGUCAGGACGAAUUCAAUGCAGAAGAUCAAGAUUGGGGUUUCGUCGCAAUGGUUCUCGAUCGUCUCUUCCUGUGGAUUUUCUCGAUAGCCUCCGCAGCUGGAACCUUCACGAUUCUGUGCGAAGCACCGGCGCUCUACGACGACACGAAACCGAUCGACAUGCAAUAUUCUUCCGUUGCUCAACAGCAAUUUCUACCGCCUGGUCAGGACUUCUUGGAGACUAUCGUGUAGAAGCGUUCGUAGGACAUGAUUCUACAUAUUAACGUGGUAUUACCGACAUAUAAGGAAGCGGCGAGCCGUCUCACCGAAUAUAGCGAAGUCUGAUAGGUCAUACCAAGGAACCGAAGAAACUUUUUCAACGCGAAACGUAUAACAUUCGCGAUUGUUCCAUUACGCACAUUGCGAGAUUCUUAUUCAUAGGGAUUCUACUAUAUCUAGAUAAAUUACGGUUCUGAUGAUAUUUCUAAGAUGUACGAGAUAUUAGCAUUACAAUAUUGAUCGCGGUUCUGGCGGAACUGGCCUAAAAUAUAUAAGUGUGAUUUAAUCUCGCGGGAGACAACUCGCCGACUUGCCUUGUACGCGAAUGACGAUUACGACGCAUGAUUAUUAUUCCUGAAAUGAAAAACUUCAUUUUUACUUAUCGCUAUACGCGCAAGUAGUGCGCGAGUCGUUCUUUGAUAACAAUGUCUAUCGAUGUUCGCAAUGCUGCAACGGAAGACUUCGCGAUAGGUAUCAUUUGUAAAACUUUUGGUAACGAUGGUUACACAGACAAUGCAUAAUAAUGCUAUUUCACUCGCACAUCAAAGUCUAACUGUAUAUAGAGACACGUUUCAUGCUCUAAUUAACCCUUUCGCUACGGCAACGACCGAUCGAAAAGCUACUAUACAAUACGAACGUACGAAACUAGUGGCAUCCAUGUAUGUAAUUAGCUGGAAUCACACCUUUUAACAUAUUUUAAUAUUGCAUUUUUUAUAUCUUAAUAUAUGUUGACACUUCUACGAACAGAACAAUUCAUUAUUUCAUCAAGAUUCAACCGAAAAGCUAUCAUACAGCGGAUGCAAAACAUUAGCAUCCAAUAUAUAAAAGAUUCGUUUUAUUCAUAGACAUCAAAAUUUAUCGAUAUUAAGAUAUAAAAUAUGAUGUUAGGAGAUGUUAGAAGAUGUGAUAUUCAUAAAUACCAUGUAACUUGAACUAUAAUCCAGUUAUUGACGUGUUUGACUUUGUAGUUAGACUGAAAUCUAACUGACAUCAUAUCCUUUAACAUGUUUAAUAUUAUAUCUUUUACAUGUUUGCAUUGAUAUAUUUUAACGUUUAUAGACAGAAAAAUUAAAUCUUUCGCUACGGCAACCCGGGAUGCUAAUGGUAACUAUUUACACAGGAUAUUAAUAUAGUAUUAAUAUAAGAUUAAUUCGUUUAUAUUAUAAAAGUCUAUUGUUACGCAUUCUUUAUUAAGAUUAUAGAUUAGUGAAUUGUUAUGGCGACUAUAGUCGCCCUUAGUAGCGAAAGGAUUAAUAUCUACUCGAAAAGAGCAAUCGAUUCAUAUACGUAGCAUAGUUUUUCGAUGAAUUAUAAACGGAACUUUUUUCAUUACAAACGAGUUAUCGUAUAUACUCGAGUUUGUUCGAUAUACUGUACGCAUUGAAAACCAAAAAUAAAGACUACAAAAGGGAAAUCAAA
Molecule: messenger RNA, 3387 nt
Organism: Ooceraea biroi (clonal raider ant)
Lineage: Eukaryota; Metazoa; Arthropoda; Insecta; Hymenoptera; Formicidae
Gene: nAChRalpha2
Product: nicotinic acetylcholine receptor alpha2
Biological process (GO): monoatomic ion transmembrane transport
Cellular component (GO): postsynaptic membrane
Molecular function (GO): transmembrane signaling receptor activity; acetylcholine-gated monoatomic cation-selective channel activity
Source: RefSeq, a predicted model, not a curated record